AUGGCGUCAGAGAUAGAAGAUCAUCCACCCCAAAAGCGAUCUCGAUCACGAAUCAUACAAGCCUGCAUCCCUUGCCAUCGCUCGAAGAGGAAAUGCAACCGAAAGAAGCCUUGUUCGCAAUGCCUUAAACGUCAGACUACCAAGGAUUGCACCUAUGAAGCACUGGCAGCUGAGGAUUUGGAAAUCCUGGAGGACGAUACAACAUCGGUAGAUGCGGAGAACAGGAUUUUGCGAUCACGAAUAACUCAGCUCGAAGCCGUGAUUAUGCAGCUGCGAGACCGCAACACUGAUCCUGUCGAUUCGCGGAAGAGGCGAAGGACCCCGGAAAAGGCUCAUGAUCAAGACGGGGUAUAUUAUGGUCGUUCCUUCUACCUUGGAGGACCCGCGGCCCCAGAUCUCCUUCAUCAGAUGAUGGCUUUGCAUCCAAACCAACCAUCAGAUCUCUUAUUUGCGUUUUUUGGAGGCACCGACAGCAGCAUAUCAAGCAGGAAUGAGGGUGGCAGUAUUUUACCGAUAGGAAAUGUGACGGAUUGUGGCGUUGGUGACAUCUGCGCUUGCCUUCGAAGCAUCGCUCGUGAAAGCCUCGAUGCUAUCUUAGAUAGCUUCGUCGAGAUUGUCGACCCUCUUCAUCACUACCUUCCUAUGCCCUGGAUCUUACAAAGAUAUGAGCGAUGCAUGAAUAUAGCAGUCGCACCGGAGCCACAAGAAGCCGCUCUUGUAUUCGCUGUGCUUGGUUUAGGGGAUCUCGUGGCUGCCAACCGAACGUCAUUCAAUUUUAUUUCGGCGUCCUUUCAACUUCUGCGAUUGUCCAACUUUCUGACUUCACCGUCCAUUGAUUCAAUGGCGACAUUCUGCUUCAUCGCUGUUUACCUACAGCAUGAAGGAAAACUAAACGAAUAUUGGCCAUUACUAGGGAUGGUGAUCCGUUUGGCCCAGUCGAUGGGGCUCCAUCGCGACCCAAGUCUUAUUUCUAGCCUCAUUCCAGAGGAGAGUGAAAUCCGUCGCAGACUUUUCCAUGCCAUUGUUGGACAGGAGACUGCAUUGAGCGUCAUGUUCGGACGACCCAACGGCCUAGGAUUUUUUGAUUGCGCGUUGCCGCGAGAUAUGAGCGACGCGGAAUUGUUUGGUGUAAAGAGCCCGGUAACUGUUCACCCUCACGAGAUCUCUUACAACCGAUAUGCUUGGGAACUGAUGGAAAUCACCCGUGACCUGGUUACAAACUCAUUCACCACACCUAAAUCUUCGACACUUGCAAGGGAGAAAUCGAUCUCACAACAACUCCGACAGUGGUAUCAGAACCUACCACCAUCGUUCAGAUUCCAGCUACCUGGGUUAUCUCUCCAGGAUUUGAAUGACCAAGAAGAAAAGAUCCAUUACGUUCAGGCCUUGAUUUUACAUAUUAUCGUGAACCACAACGAGCUUGUACUUUAUCGACGUCCGCUUCUAUCGGAUUCGCAUCCCGAGGCAGCAGAACCUUGCAUAGAGGCAGCAAUAGCUGUUGCGGAAGGAUGGAAAAUCUUACAAGAUUCGUUUCCCAAGAUCGCACGCAUCGCAUGGAUGCAGUGGUUCCGGGCAUUCCAUGCAGCAUUGAUAUGCCUGGUUGCAUUACGAGCACGAGAAACAAAGUCCCAUCUAAAGAUACGAGCUUUCAACUCUUGGAAAUCGUGCAUUCGGAUCUUCUCCAGGAUCCAAGAUCAGAAUGAUAGCAUUCAAUGCUGUUGGCGAGCUUUAAGCCGCCUGGAUAAUGUUGCCAAGGGGACAGUGAACAUCCGGCGCCGGUUGCCCCCCCAGUGCCUUCUGAGAAGGGACAUUAAAGACACGUCCUCGGUAUUGCGGAUCGGUCCAUCAAAAAACCAAGAGUUUAGCUCUGAUGAGAACUCCAACAGCCCCCAAGCGCCCAGCGCCGGUCAAGAGACAGAGGCUGCAGACCGAUCUUUCCCGGAGAUCAAUGGACAGUUGUCCCCGACUCAGGCGGUGUCGACCGGUUCGCAGGAUACCUACAACCUCGAUGGGGUUGACCAUGAAUACAACGACCUGCUACUAGAUUGUGGCCAGGCUUUUGAUUCAUAUAUGACCCAGGUCGCCGUGCCUGGUGAAGCUUUAGGCAUGCAACCCCUCACAGACUCUGCUCAGUACAACAUAUUUGACCUCGAUGUGGCUAAUUGGCCGUUCUGGCUUACCGCUGAUGAAUCCGCUACAGGGCCAGCGGAAUAG
This is a messenger RNA of Penicillium arizonense, 2214 nucleotides long. RefSeq lists its product as uncharacterized. The record is from RefSeq and is a predicted model, not a curated record. Gene Ontology annotation, biological process: regulation of DNA-templated transcription; DNA-templated transcription. Bases 1 to 2214 code for a protein of 737 amino acids. Lineage: Eukaryota; Fungi; Ascomycota; Eurotiomycetes; Eurotiales; Aspergillaceae. Gene Ontology annotation, molecular function: DNA-binding transcription factor activity, RNA polymerase II-specific; DNA binding; zinc ion binding. The transcript has a single exon.